AUGAGCCCCCGCUUCUCCAGGAACCUUUCUGGGGCUCUGCGCGCCGGAGGAGGACGCGUGAGGAAGCGGGACCCUGCCCCAUCCCCGCCCUCUCCUCCCCAGGGUGGGGCCUGGUUCCAGGGGGCGGCACUUCCCUGGGCCGACCCCCAUCUCUUCUCCCCAGUCAAGAAGGACGAUGAGGCCUUCGAGAUCUCCAUCCCCUUGGAGGAGACGCCCCACCUGGACCCACAGCUCUUCUACAGCCUGAGCCCCUCCCGGGGCAGCUUCGAGGGUGAGCUGGGGGACGGGGGCCAGCGAGGUCGGCGCUCAGCUAUUGUUAGCAGCGAUUUGGAGAACCCCUCCUGUAUGCCCCCCUUCUGGUGUCCUGGCCGUUCCUGCAUGAGGCUCCUCACCCGUGUCUUCCCGUCUCCCUCUGCUCUGCCUGGGCCCUGGUCCCAUCUGUCUCUUGUCCUCACCGGCCCCCCAAUGCCAGCCUCUCAGCGCCCCCCUCCCCUUGGCCCCGCAGUGAAGGACGCGGACGGCGUCCUCUGCCGCUACAAGAAGAUCCUGGGCACCUUCCAGAAGCUCAAGAGCAUGUCGCGGGCCUUCGAGCACCACCGCGUGGACCGCAACACCGUGGCGCUGACCACGCCUAUCGCCGAGCUGCUCAUCGUGGCGCCCGAGAAGCUGGCCGAGGUGGGCGAGUUCGACCCCUCCAAGGAGCGGCUGCUCGAGUACUCGCGCCGCUGCUUCCUGGCCCUGGACGACGAGACGCUCAAGAAGGUGCAGGCCCUCAAGAAGAGCAAGCUGCUGCUGCCCAUCACCUACCGCUUCAAGCGGUGAUCCGCCCCGGGCCCCCCUCACCAGGCCUGGGGUGGGCAGCGUGCUUCUGCGUGUGCCUCCUCCGCCCUCCUGCAGACCCCCACUCGCACCCCAGGCCUCUGGUACCAGCCCUGCCCUCCUUGCUUCCACCAUGCCCAGCAUCCUUCCCCUUCCCAGGCCUGCGGUGUCUCCUCACCCAGCUGGGCUCCCAGGGGCCCGGUGUUGCUCGUUCCUCCUGCCCUCACCGGGCCCUCCUCCUGGGAAAAGGGCGGGGACACUGUACAGAACUCGGUCUCCGACCCCAGUCCCGACCGAGGACCCGCAUUCCGGGCCACCCCCUAGUCCACACGAGAUAGAGAAUUAAUUAUUCAAAGAAUUUAAAUUAAAGAGACGAUAAAAUUUGGAAUAAA
Messenger RNA from Myotis davidii, 1211 nucleotides. It is a transcript of the gene CCDC106, whose product is annotated as coiled-coil domain containing 106. The record is from RefSeq and is a predicted model, not a curated record. Gene Ontology annotation, cellular component: nucleoplasm. The coding region runs from base 1 to 822 and encodes 273 amino acids. The transcript has 4 exons. Lineage: Eukaryota; Metazoa; Chordata; Mammalia; Chiroptera; Vespertilionidae.